CAAUACACAGAGGAGCUGCUGACGCGCCGCGUUUCCCGUUAAAAUCCGCCCUCCGCACGAACGAGGAAACGCGCUCGGCUCGCGCGGAUCCAGGCUCUCGGACAUCUUUAUUGGACUUUAUAGCGGCCCAGUGUCCAGUUUGCGAGUGUCCAGAGACGCAGAGCGAGUAGCUGUGCGGUACAGCUCACGGCUAAGUGUUCCAGCCAGGUGCCGGGAGGGAGCGGAGCGAAGGCGGGAGCCGUCGGACUCAGUGGGCGUCGGCAAAGCGAAAGUAAAAAAAGUACAGCAAAGCUGCUCUUCAUCUCGCGCUUCUUUGAUCGUGGUUUGAGAUGGACUUGGUGAAAACUGGAAAAUGAGAGAGAAUGGAUAGAUAUCGGGAAGGAAGAAGAAAAGCAUGGAUAAAUGUCGGCCUUUCUCUUUUGAUAUUUUGGGCCUUGUGUGUUCACACACACGCCUCCCCACAACGUGCUGAUGCAAACAGGACCAUUGACCAACCUGAGACCUGCAGGACGGAUGAGUACAGGAGUAGAAAAGGACACUGCUGUAACAAGUGUUUCCCAGGUUUUAAGCUUGUAAAGGAGUGUGAGCACAAAGACCACAGGAGCACCUGUGAAGAAUGCCCCAAAGAUGAGUUCAUGGAGAACAGCAACAAGUUUGAGAAAUGCUUUCGGUGCAAGAUAUGUAAAUCUGAAAACUAUGAAAAGGAGCUGUUUCCCUGCACAACCAAACAGAACCGUGAAUGUGGGUGUGUUGAUGGCUACUUCAAGAGGAAGAUCUCUAUAGAAACAUCGCAGUGUAUAAAGUGCAGGAUCUGUGGAGAUGGAAUGGUUGAGCUGAGAAAAUGUAUGCCGGACAGUGACACAGAGUGCAAGUGUAAAGAUGACCACUAUCAACAUUACAAUGGUGAUUGUAGGCCAUGCAAAAUAUGUGGCGAUGGAGAGAACUGCAAAGAGCACUGCAACAGGACGAUUCAAAUGCCGACGCAGAAGCCCCACCCGGGAGACUUCAAGAUGCCCCUCAUCGUGCUCGCAGUCAUUUUUCCAGCAUGUGGCGCUGGAAUAUUUGCCUUGGUUUACAUUUUGUACAAGAGAAAUCCAAGAAGCAAGAUGACUUCUGGCAUUCCAGAAUCUCCGAGCUCAAGCACGACCGAGAGUUUAAUGAGCUCUGACCAUCAAGAUCUGAAAUCCUGCUUCAGACAAGAGUGCUCCCCAAGUUUUGGCAAAGAUGAGGUCUUCACCCUGCAGGGUGCACUUCCUGACUGCGUCCCGCAUGAAUUCAACACUUCUCAGUUCAUCUACUUCCUGCUGGACCACGUCCCCUUGGAUCGCUUCAAGGAGCUGGUCCGCUGCCUCAGCGUGUCGGACAGGGACAUCGAGAGGGCAGAGAGAGACAACCACACCGUCAAGGAGGCCCAGUAUCAGAUGCUGAGGAUGUGGAGUGAGAGCGGUAGCGGGGGCAAGCCUGGGGCCCUGUCUUACUCCCACCUUCUGGUGAUGGUGCAGACGCUGAGGGAAAUGGGACUGGCGGGUUGUGCCGAGGCCAUUGAGGGCAAGUAUGGCAUUCAGCAGGCGUAAAAAAAAAAAAAAAAAAAAGUGCUGUCACAUACAAAGGUUAACAUGCACUCUGAGUAGGUCUGUCAUUUGAUCCAAACAUAUAGAUUUGAGUAUUUCAAAGAAGAAAUAUGUAUGUAUUUAAGUAUAUUUGAAUAUUAUAAAACACAGGUGGCUCCCUAUCUUCGUAAACUUAAGUUCAUUUAGGUUGCGUCAUUCAUUUUAAACUCUGGUCCAAUCUGAGUUUUUUUUUUUUUUUAAAAGUCGUGCGACAUUUCAAAGUUGUAGGAGCAAAACAACGAAUGCCAUUAUGUAUUUGUCCACAGAGGCAGUUUGUCGUAAAAUACUUU
Messenger RNA from Scleropages formosus (Asian bonytongue), 1900 nucleotides. RefSeq names its product tumor necrosis factor receptor superfamily, member 1a (gene tnfrsf1a). Lineage: Eukaryota; Metazoa; Chordata; Actinopteri; Osteoglossiformes; Osteoglossidae. Gene Ontology annotation, biological process: signal transduction; inflammatory response. Gene Ontology annotation, cellular component: signaling receptor complex; membrane raft. Bases 363 to 1574 code for a protein of 403 amino acids. Gene Ontology annotation, molecular function: tumor necrosis factor binding; tumor necrosis factor receptor activity. The record is from RefSeq and is a predicted model, not a curated record. The transcript is spliced from 10 exons.